Blastocystis hominis is the source of this 523-nucleotide messenger RNA. RefSeq lists its product as hypothetical. Gene Ontology annotation, molecular function: cullin family protein binding. The record is from RefSeq and is a predicted model, not a curated record. Gene Ontology annotation, cellular component: cytoplasm; nucleus. Lineage: Eukaryota; Bigyra; Opalinata; Blastocystidae. Bases 1 to 375 code for a protein of 124 amino acids. Gene Ontology annotation, biological process: SCF-dependent proteasomal ubiquitin-dependent protein catabolic process. The transcript is spliced from 2 exons.
AUGCAGCCGCAGGAAGGAGUCGAGACGAUUAAGAUUAUAAGCAGCGACAACAAGGAGUUUGUUGUUGAAAAGAAGAUCGCGUUCAUGUCCGAAUUAAUCAAGCAUUUGUAUGACGUCAGUCCCGAAACAUCAAGAGAGAUCGUCGUUCCGGAUGUGAGCGGCGAUAUUCUCGGUCGUGUGAUAUUGUUCUGUUCACAUCACUGCGAUAAUCCCAUGCCCGAGAUUGAGAAGCCUUUGAAAAGUAACAAGAUGGAGGAGAAUGUGGACAAGUGGGAUGCAGAUUUUAUAGACCUGGAGGAUUCUGUACUGUACCAAAUUGUUACUGCAUCGAACUACCUCAUGAUUCAAUCCCUCCUUGACUUAGCAUAUCCAUAGUGUCUUGUUUCUUUUUUGAUUGUAGCAGAGAGCAGUUCCUUCACUCCCAGUUGUGCCAAGAUCGCUUCAUAUAUUAAGGGAAAGUCCGCGGAGGAGAUUCGCCAGCACUUUCACAUUGAAAACGACUUCACAAAGGAGGAGGAGGAAA